AUGGCGACCAAAGUUUAUAUUGUGUACUAUUCAAUGUAUGGGCAUGUGGAGAAACUAGCUGAAGAGAUAAAGAAGGGAGCUGCAUCUGUUGAGGGAGUUGAGGCCAAACUAUGGCAGGUCCCCGAGACACUACCAGACGAGGUCCUUACGAAAAUGAGCGCACCUCCAAAGAGUGAAGUGCCCAUUAUCACACCUAAUGAACUUGCUGAGGCUGACGGUUUCGUUUUUGGCUUUCCCACAAGAUUUGGAAUGAUGGCUGCCCAGUUCAAAGCUUUUCUCGAUGCUACUGGUGGCCUUUGGAGGACACAGCAACUCGCCGGAAAGCCAGCCGGAAUCUUCUACAGCACCGGGUCCCAGGGCGGCGGACAGGAAACUACUGCAUUGACUGCAAUAACUCAGCUUGUUCACCAUGGGAUGAUUUUUGUGCCUAUCGGUUAUACAUUUGGUGCCGGCAUGUUUGAGAUGGAGAAAGUAAAAGGUGGAAGUCCUUAUGGUGCUGGAACUUUCGCCGGUGAUGGUUCGAGACAGCCAUCUGAGCUUGAAUUAGGUCAGGCUUUUCAUCAGGGGAAGUACAUUGCCACCAUUGCCAAGAAACUCAAGGGGGCUGCCUGA
Molecule: messenger RNA, 612 nt
Organism: Striga hermonthica
Lineage: Eukaryota; Viridiplantae; Streptophyta; Magnoliopsida; Lamiales; Orobanchaceae
Source: the annotation of a GenBank genome assembly